AUGCAAUUAUUAGGAUUACUCAAUACCUCUUUUAAAAGGAGAUAUAUUAUUAAAAAUGGGCUUAAAAACUAUAAAAUUGUGGGUAGGAAUUCAUUUAAACCUAGUCCAUUAUUUUUUAAAGGCCUAAAUAAACUAAUUAAAUAUGGAAGAAGUAAUAUAAAGUCAAAAUCACAUAAUAAAAAUACACAAAACAGCAAUAACUGUGAUCUUAUAGUUGGUUCUGAUCAAAAUUUAACCCGUUGUAGAGGAUUUUUGUCAAGAUAUUUAGAGAGUUUGAAGUGCAAUGUGACUGUUUGGGGGUCAUCAGUAGUUGAAUUACAAGUUAAACUAGAAGAUUUAAGUUACUUGAGAAGCAAGAAGUCAUUUUUGAGAAGGUUUAGAAACAUAAAACUUAAGUCCAAUGGAAAAUUUUGUGUUCCAAACGCAGUACAAUUGGCCUCAAUUAGGCCCCAAUUGUCUGGAUCUGACCUUCUUAUUAACUCACCAAAGGGUUCAGGGAAAACAUUUUUGUACCUACUUCCGCACUUGAUACAUAGUUAUGUAUUUAAAAAUAAGGAAGUUUUGGAUGGAAUGGAACUUCGAAACCGAAGACUGGUUGUGUUGUUGCCAACCAUUGACCUAGUAAUCGAAGAAAGUAGAUCUGCCAAUGGAUGUUUCAAUGGAUUUAAUCAAAGAGUUUCACCAUUGCUGUACAAAGAUUUGGCCUUGAAUAAUCUGUCCCAAGUUUUGGAUUCUGAAAUUGUUUAUUCAACGCCCAAAAGUUUUUUGAAGUUAUUGGUGAGGUUUCCAACACUCGCAUCCACCUUCAGAUUCGUAGUGGUUGAUGAAUCUGAGAGGAUGGUCGUUGGAGAGUUUGCAUACCUACUUGUCAGAAUAAGGGAUAUGCUUCCAUCUGAUAUUCAGUUUGUAUUUUUAUCCAAUUUCAGUAAUAAUUAUGCGUUAAACCAGUUCACUUCAAGGUUUUUGAAGCUAAAUUUUAAAAUUAUAUCAUACGGAAAUGAAAAUGAUCCUAAAUUACAUGCUAAUAAUAAGGUGAAUGUUAUAACUAGACAAUUAUACGGCCCUAUAAGGAAUAUUGGUCAAUACGAGGAGUUAUACAAGUCCAUUAACUCCACCAAUCCCACACAACUAGAACCAAUAGAUUUGAAAGAAAGAAGUAGUAAUGAACAGAGCGACAUGUGUGCUUUAAAUUUACAAGUUAGCCAUGAUUCUGAACCCGAUUUAGUUCGUGAAAGUGGAGGGAUUGUUGGUGAUUUGGAAAGGAAGGUACAGAAGAAUUUGGAUUUAAUAUUAUCUAGCAGAACUAAAACUGAGUAUAAAUUAGACUUUGUAUUGUAUGAUCCAAACAUGUUUCUUAAUUCCCUAGUGAGUGAAUUAGAUAUAAAUAAAAAGACUCUGGUCUACUUCCCAACAGUGAGGAUGUGCCAAUUCUGCUAUGUUUUUAUAAAGCACUACUUAAAAUUUUUUAAAAACGUUUCAAAUGUAAGUGGUGACACUUAUGAAGGUGAUUCAGACUUUAAAUUUUAUGAUUUCCAUAGCGCUUUGAGCUUAGAUAAGAGAAGGUACGUAAUGGAUACAUUCAAGUUAGCUGACAAGGGUAUUUUAUUUACCACAAAUUUGUCAAUAGGACAUAAUUUUAACCCAAGUAAAAUCAUACAAGUCUCCUUUUCAUUUAACCAAUUUGAACUCCUGAACAAGUUUGCGUUUUCCAAUAAACUAGUCAAUAGUGGUAAGGAUAACAUUGAGCGGGUUCUCUUACUGAAUAACUUGGAUGGUCAUAUUUUGUACGAGUAUUACAUUAAUGGUAUUAAUGUUACUCUGAAACGUUGUUUCCACUCUUCAAAUACUCAUUCUCCAACCAACCUGGGGGUUGAAAAAGAUAUAUAUUUAAUAAAUAGCUGUGAAUUGAUGUACAGAAGUUUACUUGGCUACUAUAGCGAGAAUUCAAGGAGACUAAAAAUUGAGCCUUGGACAAUCCCCAGCUUUUUCAACGAGUUUAUUAAAUCCUUUGGAAUUUCUGAAAGUUUCAAGGUCUCACCACAGUUUGCCGCAAGGACACAACUACUAAAUUCACCGGGUUUGGAAGUUAGUAGAGCCUACAAUAAAAAGUCAACUCUAAUCUCAGCGCUAAAAUCCUAUCCCGGUUUCAUUUCCAAAUCUCAACAAUCUAACCUAUUAUUUUAA
This is a messenger RNA of Theileria annulata, 2184 nucleotides long. RefSeq lists its product as uncharacterized. Gene Ontology annotation, cellular component: mitochondrion. The record is from RefSeq and is a predicted model, not a curated record. Bases 1 to 2184 code for a protein of 727 amino acids. Gene Ontology annotation, biological process: mitochondrial large ribosomal subunit assembly. Gene Ontology annotation, molecular function: ATP binding; nucleic acid binding. The transcript has a single exon. Lineage: Eukaryota; Apicomplexa; Aconoidasida; Piroplasmida; Theileriidae.